Quercus robur (English oak) is the source of this 839-nucleotide messenger RNA. RefSeq names its product nuclear transcription factor Y subunit B-5-like. The coding region runs from base 237 to 617 and encodes 126 amino acids. The transcript has a single exon. Gene Ontology annotation, cellular component: nucleus; CCAAT-binding factor complex. Gene Ontology annotation, molecular function: RNA polymerase II cis-regulatory region sequence-specific DNA binding; protein heterodimerization activity; DNA-binding transcription activator activity, RNA polymerase II-specific. Lineage: Eukaryota; Viridiplantae; Streptophyta; Magnoliopsida; Fagales; Fagaceae. Gene Ontology annotation, biological process: regulation of transcription by RNA polymerase II. The record is from RefSeq and is a predicted model, not a curated record.
CUCUGGUAUUACUUGAGACUUGGUCUAAUAUUUCAAAAACUUUCAUGGUAUUUUGUGAUGGAGCUCUAGCAAGAGGCCCACCAUUGAUGCUGAUGUGAUCGGCAUAGCCACAUGUCAUUUUAAACGAGAAGACAUAUGUUACAGCUUUUUAUGUGUAUAUGUAUAUAAAGAAAGCUUUUGACAUCCGAAAGGACCAGUCUGUGACUCUCUGUCAAGGACAAGUUCUAUGCUAGAAAAUGGACGAUAAUGUUGGAGCUAAUGAUCCAUAUGAAGAUAAUAACAACAUCAAAGAGCAAGAGCGGUUGCUUCCAAUAGCCAACGUUGGCAGGAUCAUGAAGCAAAGUUUGCCAUCAAAUGCAAAAAUCUCAAAGGAAGCCAAGGAAACUAUGCAAGAAUGUGUGUCUGAGUUCAUUAGCUUUGUCACCAGUGAGGCAUCUGAGAAGUGCAGAAAGGAAAGGCGGAAGACUCUGAAUGGAGAUGAUGUUUGCUGGGCACUGGAAGCACUAGGUUUCGAUGACUAUUCCGGGCCAAUAAGAAGGUAUUUGCACAGAUAUAGAGAACUAGAAGUAGAAAGAGCUAACCAAGACAGGGUUAGAGACAAUGAAAGAGAAGCAUGAAUACCAUUUUCAUAUAGAAAUUGCUGUCCUAACCAAGCAAUCAUGCUCUCGCUUAGCUCCUACUCCAAGAAAGUCAAUGUGAUUGAAAGGAGUAUAAUAGCUUCAGCUCAAAGCCUUUUUAAGGCUUAAAGGAUCACUAGAAAGCACUAUGAUUUAAAUUUAUAAUCUUUAUUUGUUAAUGAAGAAGAUUAUGGUUUAUGGAUUCUUACCUUUAAUUUUUUA